AUGAACUUGUUGGCCGGAGUAGACGACAGCUUUUACUUCACACGUGAAGGCUACUCCCACCUGAGUGACUCAGAAUGGGAGGUAGUCGGCCGUAUAUGUGUGCUCAUGGGUGAACCCGCCAUCAGUGGUAUGUUGGAGUCUCUUAGUAGAGACCAGCAAUAUGUUGCUACCAAUAAGAUCCAACAAGGGGAACUUGCCAUCGAAAGACGGAAGGAUGCCUUGCUACGACAGCAAGGCUCUCUUCAGUCGAUGGGUGGGCCGACGCACAUGCGUCGACCCGAAACCUUGAAGAUAGAUAUCUCAAGGUACAAGGGAGCCGAUGAAGAUUCUGUUUUGCGAUGGUUCGUUGAGUUAGACGAUGCCAUCAGGGCCCGUCACAUCGAGGGUGACGAGAUGCAAGUCACCUUCGCCCCGUCAAAUUUGACGGGACAAGCAAAGACUUGGGCCUUAGGGCUCAAGCUUCACGACCCAAACGUGUUUGAGUCGUUGGAGAUCUUAAAGGCUCGGCUCAAAGAGACUAUUGAGCCGCCGAGAGCUGAGUCCAGAGUACGCUCUGCACCCUUGAGGCUUAAGCAAGGUAAGCGUGACGUGCACGCUUACGCACAGCACCUACGCUACCUUGCAAGUAGCGUUACGGAGAACCCUGCUGAUGAGCCCACGCUCAUUAACGUGUUCAUCUACGGUCUUGUAGAUGGACCGGUGAAGACCUACAUGUUCCGGGAGGACUUCCAUACGCUGGAAAAGGCGAUAUCGUAUGCAGAACAAGAAGACUUCAGCCUGAGACAGUCUGAGGCGAACACGUCAAACUAUCGUCCUAAGAGACGACAAGAAACAGGAGGUCCGAACCAAUGGACAUUUUUUGCAUCAAGAGCGUGA
This is a messenger RNA of Peronospora matthiolae, 876 nucleotides long. The record is from the annotation of a GenBank genome assembly. Lineage: Eukaryota; Oomycota; Peronosporomycetes; Peronosporales; Peronosporaceae.